Pelobates fuscus (common spadefoot toad) is the source of this 4806-nucleotide messenger RNA. RefSeq names its product synergin gamma (gene SYNRG). NCBI's taxonomy places the organism in Eukaryota, Metazoa, Chordata, Amphibia, Anura, Pelobatidae. The coding region runs from base 57 to 4064 and encodes 1335 amino acids. Gene Ontology annotation, cellular component: clathrin coat of trans-Golgi network vesicle. The transcript is spliced from 23 exons. The record is from RefSeq and is a predicted model, not a curated record. Gene Ontology annotation, molecular function: protein binding.
CUCUGAUAGCGGAAGUUGUUCAGCUGUCAGUGUCCCUUUGAAUACAGCUGGGGAAGAUGGCGCUGCGGCCAGGACCUGGAGCCAGUGGUGGAGGUGGAGGUGUAGGGGGAAACGGCGGCAGUUUUAUGUUUCCUGUAACUGCUGGCAUUGGACAAUCACAAGGUAUGAUGCCCAUGUCGCAGCAACCACAUGGCUUUCCUAUGGUGUCUGUGAUGCAACCAGGCAUGCAAAAUAUGAUGGGAGUGGGUUUUGGUUCACAGAUUCCACAAGUAACAAUGCAGGGUGGAAUGCCAAUGGGACAAAUGCAGGCAACUGGAAUGCAAUUUAUGGGUCAGUCUUUUAUGGGAAUGCGUCCUCCUGCUCCUCAGUACACCCCUGACAUGCAGAAGCAGUUUGCUGAAGAACAUCAAAAAAGAUUUGAACACCAACAAAAAUUCUUAGAGGAAGAAAGAAAACGUAGACAGUUUGAAGAACAGAAACAGAAAUUAAGACUAUUAAGCAGUGUAAAACCCAAGACUUGUGAAAAGAGUAGAGAUGAUGCUUUGGAAGCUAUUAAAGGAAAUUUAGAUGGAUUUUCAAGAGAUGCCAAAAUGCACCCAACACCUACAUUACAUAGCAAGAAACCAGAUUUUGCCUCAUCAUCCCAUUCUACUGUAUCUGUACCUUCACACUCCUCAUUUCCUGGUGCUGACGAAGAAUUCAGUGAUUUUGUUCAAGGGCCUGUCAAAUUUCAAACUCCUGGGGCCGCGGCCUCAUCUGUUCCAAAUUGUCCAUCUAGCCCUGUUGGUAAAAUGGUUUCAGAGCAGGCUGUUACAGUUUCACAGCCUUCUCCGGUAAAGUGUCAUGGGUCCGCUUCAUUGCAUGGUACCAAUGAGAAACUUAUUGCCCUCUCCACCCCAUCAUCUAACUUUUCUGCCCAGAAAAGAGGUGGAUAUUUAAAUCAGCCGUCCCAUAAAGAACAGAAAGAAACAGUAGAAGAAAGUGUUGCUGUUGGGAUGUUCCCAACCACAGAGAGCAUACAACCAAUGCAACCGUCUUGGGUUUACAAUGAUAAUCUCAUCCCAGACCUUUACAAAACUAUCUUAGAAAUCACUAUGGCACCUACUGGAAUAGAUACAGGCAAACUGUAUCCUAUUUUGAUUUCAUCUGGCCUACCAAGAGAGACAUUGGGGCAAAUCUGGGCAUUAGCAAACCGAACAAUGCCAGGGAAACUUACAAAAGAAGAACUAUACUCUGUCCUUGCUAUGAUAGCGAUUACUCAGAGAGGUGGAAUGCCUGGGAGCACUGAUGUACUAAGCCAAUUUGCUUCGCCACCCAUACCAACUUUAAGUGGCUUUCAAAUGACUUUGCCGGCCCAGGGGAAUGCAUUGCAUAUGGCAACCCCAGUUUCUUCUGCAGCUACCGCUGUUAAUAUUGGUCCACCUGUAAUGUCAUCAUUGAGGAGUAACCAAAGUUCAGGAGGAACUGUAACACAGCACACAUUCAUGCCGUCAUUUCCUGCUCAGCAGAGCGUUAAAACUGAAGAUGAUGACUUUCAGGAUUUUCAAGAUGCCUCUAAAUCUGGACCCAUUGAUGUUUCCUUCUCAGAGUUCCAAAGUGAUACAUCUUUAAAACCGACCUCUUCUCAAGUUGGCAUAAGUGCGCAACCUCUUAUACCAGUGUCUGGAACAACAACGGAAAGUGCAUCUUCCACUGAUAAAUAUGCAGUGUUUAAAGCAAUUAACAUAGAUACAGCUGCAGAAAACACAACUAAGUUUGCUGAUUUUGGAGACAAGUAUCAUGCACUGAGAGGGUUGGAGAAGCCUCAAGAAAAUAAAUCAGUUGGGGAUGGCUUUGCAGAUGUCAAAUCCUCGGCAGACGAUGGAUUCACAGACUUUAAAACUGCAGACAGCAUAUCUCCACUAGAUCCUCCAGCAAGAGACACACAUUUUCCGUCACAAUUUCUCCCUCUUCAACAGAAACCACAAAACCAAUUCUCACUAACUGUUGCAGAUCUUGACCUUUUCUCCUCUGUGACAGCUUCUGCAACAGUCAACUCCUUUAACGUAACAAACACAUUUUCUUCAUCAAGUUCUGCAUCUUUCAUUGUACCACCUCUUUUAUCAUCAUCAUCCUCAUCCAGUCCAUCUAUACCUACAUCUUCCAUUGCUACUAAAAUAUCUACUAUGCCAGAUGAUUUUGGAGACUUUAGUCUUUUCGGAGAUGCUUCGAAUACUGGAUCAGCCAGUGGACUAAGUGACUUUGCUGAUUUCAUUGCUUUUAACAGUGAUACAGGUUCUUCAGAACAUAAUAUUGCAGCGAAAACUAAAGUACCUAAACAACAACCCAGCCCAUUACCAGGUCCACCAUCUUCAACUGUUCAUGUUGCACAGACUAUACCGCCUUCUUCAUCUACACACAACAAGUAUGAUAUCUUUAAACAGCUCUCUGUGGAAAACUCUGGCUUUGCCCAUGAUGAACCUAAGUAUCCUCCCCCUACUACGAAAAAUGAUGACGACUUUGCUGAUUUUCAAUCUGAUAAGUUCACAAUAGCGGAGACUGGAUCUGAGAAAUCCUUUGUAGAUAAAGUAGCAUCAUUCAAGCAGGCCAAAGAGGACUCCGCUUCUGUUAAGUCCCUUGAUCUUCCAUCCAUCGGGGGCAGCAGUGUUGGGAAAGAGGAUUCUGAAGAUGCUCUGUCCAUUCAGUUUGACAUGAAAUUAGCAGAUAUUGGAGGAGACCUGAAGCAUGUCAUGUCUGAUAGUUCUUUGGAUUUGCCAACAGUUAGUGGUCAGCAUCCGCCUGCAGCAGAUGAAUUUAAAGGCAGUGGCUCUGCACUGAACAUCUUGGCAAGCUAUGACUGGCUGGAGAAGGAAAAUACGGUGAACCAGAACAAAACACAACCUAGUUUCUUCGUUAGCUCAGAAAGUUCUUCUUCACGCUUGUCUACAACACUCUUUCAAAAGAAAGAAACCUCUUUUGGCAGUUCUGAAAAUAUUACUCUGACCACCGUAUCAAAAGUAACUACAUUUUCAAAUGAAGACUACUCACAGGAGAUUUUACCAAGUAGGACAUGCACCAAACCACUUUCUGAAGACCUUAAUGGUGACCUCUUUAGGUCAGACAUAGAAGAUAGCUCUUCUGUUGGUUUGGAACAGGAUGCUGAUGGCCAAGAAAAAAAUUCCAGUCCAGCUGCAAGCGGGAAAGGUACAGAUGAUUUUGGGGAAUUCCAAAGAGAAAAGCCCAAAAUUAGUAAAUUUGACUUUCUAAUGGCCACUACCCAGGGGAAAGUGAAGUCCAGUGAAGAAAUGAUUAAAAGUGAACUUGCAACUUUAGAUCUCUGUGUGCAAGGAUCUCACAAGCGAAGCUUGAGCCUUGGGGACAAAGAAAUCAAUCGAUCUUCACCUGCUCCAGAACAGCCUUUUAGGGAUCGUUCAAACACACUCAGCGAAAAAUCUGUUUUACCAGUGAUAAGGGACAAAUACAAAGAUCUGACAGGGGAGGUGGAGGAGAGUGAGCGGUAUGCAUAUGAAUGGAAGCGAUGUUUGGAAUGUGCCCAUCAGGUCAUAAAAAAGGCCAAUGACACUCUCAAUGGGAUCAGCAGUUCAUCCGUGUGCACAGAAGUGAUUCAGUCUGCUCAGGGCAUGGAAUAUCUUCUGGGUGUUGUUGAGGUUUACCGAGUUACGAAGCGAGUGGAAUUGGGCAUAAAAGCCACAGCAGUGUGCAGUGAGAAACUGCAGAUGUUACUAAAAGAUAUUGACAAGGUGUGGAACAACUUAAUAGGUUUCAUGUCGCUCGCAGCCCUUAUGCCUGAUGAAAGUGCACUGGAUUUUUCUUCUUGUAUGCUUCGACCGGGGAUAAAAAAUGCCCAAGAUUUAGCCUGUGGAGUGUGUUUACUCAAUGUCGAUUCUCGUAGUAAGAAAGAAGAGAGCCCUGACGUGGAACAUCCUAAAAAAGCCUUCAACUCAGAAACAGACAGUUUCAAGCUCUCUUACGGAGGACACCAAUAUCAUGCGAGCUGUGCAAAUUUCUGGAUCAACUGUGUAGAGCCCAAGCCACCCGGCCUUUUCCUUCCAGAUCUAUUAUAGUAACUUUGUCUAAUCACAAAUGACCGAGGAAAAGUCUUACUGCAAGCUUGUGGGACUGCCCUAAAAAUACCCUGACCACUGCCAAUUGCAGAUCUGUGUAAAACCUAUGCUGCUGAAUGUCUCUGGUAUUGUGAACAUUGCAUAAAGUGCAAUUCCUUUAUGAAAUUACAUUAAAUUAUUUAUAAAUAGUUGUGAAAUAUAAGUAUACUUUAGACCAUUUCCAUUGUAACCCUCCCAUAUUUUGAUUGUGGUUUCUUGGUCAGUAAGGCAAAAUAUUUAUAAUUUUCUAAGAGCGCUCCUGCCUUUACUAACUUUUUAACUCCUGGUACAAAGCUUAUGCGUGCUAGUUUCAUAAGGCUUGACAUAUAUUUUAAAAACAAUAUAGGUGAUAGUAAACUGUGCCUAGUCACACUAUUGAGUUGACUAGAAAAGAAAAUGCAUGGUUUAAAAAAACAAAACAAAAAAAAAUAAAUAUCAGCGUUGGAUUUCUGUUUGCUUUAAAUGUGUAGAUAAUGUUUUACUUUCAACCUGUGUGUCUCUCUAAUUCUCCUGCAAUUUUAUGAAAUUCUUUUAUGUGCUACAUUUUGAUUAUAGCUAUGGAACAUUGUGUUGGAGAGCUGUUACCAAUUCUAGUAUGUCUGAUAUUAAAAUAACUUUUUUAAGCAGUUAAUGAAUAAUUAACUGGUCAAUAAAUCAUAUAAAUAGUAAAAGAAAAAUUAAGAUUAUCUAAUUUUCUUUCUGG